AAGACGCUAUUUGUGGGGAAAAUUUUGCAAAAAGAAAACAAAACCUAAGCGGCCAGAAUGUUAGCGCUAAUAAACAGAAUCCUAGACUGGUUUAAGAGUAUCUUCUGGAAAGAGGAGAUGGAGCUUACGCUUGUCGGCUUACAGUUUUCUGGCAAAACGACGUUCGUCAAUGUUAUUGCAUCUGGUCAAUUUGCUGAAGAUAUGAUACCCACAGUCGGCUUCAAUAUGAGAAAAAUCACUAAAGGCAAUGUGACGAUCAAAGUGUGGGACAUUGGUGGUCAACCCCGGUUCCGUUCGAUGUGGGAACGCUAUUGUCGUGGCGUCAAUGCAAUCGUCUAUAUGGUCGAUGCAGCCGAUUUGGAGAAAAUGGAAGCCUCACGCAAUGAGUUGCACUCGCUGCUGGACAAACCACAGCUGAAUGGCAUUCCAGUGCUCGUAUUGGGCAACAAACGUGAUCUUCCAGGUGCGCUCGAUGAAACCGGCCUAAUUGAGAGAAUGAAUCUGUCGAGUAUACAGGAUCGCGAAAUCUGCUGUUAUAGUAUUUCUUGUAAAGAAAAGGAUAAUAUUGACAUAACGUUGCAGUGGUUAAUACAACAUUCGAAAAGCCAAAGCCGUUAGACUAGAAUAACUAACGUAAAUACACACUCAUAUAUAUACACACACGAACACAAAAACAACAUUCAAACGGGCACAUACACACACACACACACAGGAACUAUAUAUGUAAUAAUAACUUUUGCAAGGCGAUGAAACAAUGAUGAGCAAAUCAACUAUUGAGUAGGCUGAUGUAUGAAUUUUAAUAUUUGCUGUAAAACUGUUGUAAUGGCUAGAUAUGUUUGUAUGUAUGCUUGUAUGUAACUUCAACUGAUUUUUUUUCUACUCAUUUAUUCGUAAGUGUGGUAGUCAGUGUGCGAAGUUCGUUUUUGGCGGGUGCUCGUUGUUAAGACAAAAAGUCUCGAAUUUCUAGUUCACAAAAACAAAAAAAAAAAGAUUAACAAAACAAAAUGGAGAACAAAACUGCAAUCGAAAAAUUAUAUAAUGGGAUUCUGUAUUAAGAUUAAGUUUUGUUAAAUUAUUAAGAUGCUUGCAGUCGGAAACACAAAACACACACAAACACGCAAGUUAUCGGUUAUACACUUAUAUUGCAUGUCGUAGCCAAAUUUCGUCGCCCAUCUACACAUAGAGCCUUUCCCCCUGUUUAUUGAUUGUGUCAACUACCUAUAAGCCUAUUUUUAGUGUUUCGUUGGUGUGAUUAGUUCAAAAUUACUAUUUUUAUUUAAAGGAAAUCUAUAUUUGUAUCCAAAUUAUUUAUAUGUAUGUAUAUCAGGUAAUUGCUUUGAGCGAAACAAAUUUCAAAAUCGUUGAUGCCUAAACGCCAUAGAUAAUGAAAUAAUCCAAUAAAAGAUUGAACUUAAAAUUGA
This is a messenger RNA of Scaptodrosophila lebanonensis, 1421 nucleotides long. It is a transcript of the gene Arl8, whose product is annotated as ADP-ribosylation factor-like protein 8. The record is from RefSeq and is a predicted model, not a curated record. The transcript is spliced from 4 exons. Gene Ontology annotation, cellular component: lysosomal membrane. Gene Ontology annotation, biological process: anterograde axonal transport; protein transport. NCBI's taxonomy places the organism in Eukaryota, Metazoa, Arthropoda, Insecta, Diptera, Drosophilidae. Gene Ontology annotation, molecular function: GTP binding; GTPase activity. The coding region runs from base 58 to 618 and encodes 186 amino acids.